Molecule: messenger RNA, 904 nt
Organism: Scophthalmus maximus (turbot)
Lineage: Eukaryota; Metazoa; Chordata; Actinopteri; Pleuronectiformes; Scophthalmidae
Exons: 2
Biological process (GO): response to bacterium
Source: RefSeq, a predicted model, not a curated record
AAACUGAAUAUCGUCAUAUCUUUCUGUAAUAUUCCUCUUUUUCCACCCAGAUCAUCUUUCAUCUGUUAUCCAGUCGGCGGCAGUAGAACAGGACACUGGUGUUGUAUCUGCCGGAGUCGGGGACAACGUGACUCUGCGCUGCUUCUACGACAGUCAAGUGGCGAUGCACUUCUCCUGUCCAGUGUUUACAAACACGAAAAAUUGGCCACGGUCUCCAAAUGGUUGGUAGAGAUUACUCGUUUCUCUGUGCAGAGGGAGGAAGGGGCGAAUCAUCUACACAUCUCCGACGUCCACCUCUUCGAUUCAGCUACAUACUUCUGUGGAAGCUCACACUCCAACAUGGUGGAAUUUGGAGAGGGGGUCUUUUUAAGUGUCAGAGGUAUUAUGCUUUUAUUUUUCGUUGGCUUUGACUUUAGAGCCAAACUCCAGGAACUCCAGGACAUACCCCAAGGGCCAGAAUCUGUGACCGUCCUGCCGGGAGGCUCCGUGACUCUCAACUGCACAGUGAACACUGGGACCUGUGAUGGGGAACACAGAGUUUGCUGGUUCAGACACGGUUCUCGCCCCGGCAUCAUUCACGCACAUGGGGAUCAGUGUCACCGCGUCUCCGCACCAGCAGGCUCUCUGUCACACAGCUGUGUGUACCAUCUACAGAGGAUGAACCUGACCUCCCUUGACACCGGAACCUACCACUGCGCCAUGGCCUCAUGCGGGGAGGUGCUGUUCGGCAGCGGGAGCAAAGUGCUCGUAACCGAUGACACCGAGGACCGCACGGCCCAGAUGAGAUUCUUGGUUUGUCUCUCCAUCGUUAGAGCUGCGAUUCUCGUGUUAUUUCUCACAGGUUGUCUCUCGGUUUACUCCACCAAAAGCCGGCAACCUCCUCAAAGCUGAGCUUGGCUCUGUC